AAACUAGCCACCAGGAUGACCCACUCUGGCUAGUAUCCUCACAUACAGAUGAGGAAGGACACCACUUCGACUGGGAUAACACAUCCAUCCUCGGACAAGCCAAACGGAGACAAGCAAGAGAAUUCUUAGAAACAUGGCAUUCCAACCGGAACUCUAUCAACAAAAUCAUUGACUUGGAUCCCAUUUACCAUCCGCUGAGAAAAAGAACAGGAAAUGACAUCACCAAUCCAAAGAAACCCAAACACAGAAAGCAGGAAUCAUCCUUAGUGCUUUGUCUGGAGGCUCACUGAAGAUGUUACCUAGUAUCGUGACGAAACGUCUGAAAAUGACCCUUCCAGCUCAGCGAGCAAACCUACAUCUUGAACCUCAUAUUAACAUAAGGAGAGGAUUGGUUAGCUCAUAGGCAGCAGAGAGUAGGAAUAAAUGAGUCUUUUUCAGGUUACUGACUGAGAAGGUGAUUACCACGGCCCAGGGAUGCAGAGCAUUAAAUGUGUGGUGGUGGGAGAUGGUGCAGUUGGGAAGACCUGCCUCCUGAUCUGUUACACCACCAACGCCUUCCCCAAGGAAUACAUCCCAACCGUCUUCGAUAACUACAGCGCACAGAUCACCGUGGACAAUCGGACAGUAAGCCUGAACCUGUGGGACACUGCGGGUCAGGAGGAGUAUGACAGACUGAGGACAUUAUCCUAUCCCCAGACUGACGUCUUCAUCAUCUGCUUCUCCAUAGCCAGCCCCCCAUCAUAUGAGAAUGUGCGCCACAAGUGGCACCCUGAGGUGACCCACCACUGCCCGGAUGUGCCAAUGCUUCUGGUGGGCACCAAGAAGGACUUGAGGAAUGACCCUGAGACCAUCAAGAAACUGAAGGAGCAGAGCCUGAGCCCCAUCUCCCAUCACCAAGGCAACGGGCUGGCCAAGCAGAUCCAGGCCGUCAAAUACAUGGAGUGCUCCGCCCUCAACCAGGAAGGCAUUAAAGAAGUCUUCGCCGAGGCUGUGAGAGCUGUCAUUAACCCAGCUCCGGUGAAAAGCAAGCGAUCCUGUCAGCUCUUGUGAAGAAGGCUCCCUCUCCCCCUCCCCAUUCCCCCUCCCACCUUCACUCCCCUUUCCCACUCCCCUCCCUCUCCCUUUACCAUUUCCCCACUCUCCCCACUCCCCCUUCCCCACUCCCUCCCUUCCUUUCCCCCUUACCCACUCUCCCACCCUCUCUCCCCCCCCCCCCCACUUCCCCCUCCCCCAGCCUGUCAUUCCCUCCACCUCCCCAAACCCCCCCAACCCCUGCCGAUGGUAGCCACAGUCAGGACAUUGUAAUCUCUGGGUAACGGCCCUGGAAAUCCCACUGACCGUGGGAAGAGCUCAACUCUGUCCAACGUUCAGAAGGAGAGUGACCAAGGGCAGAGAUCUACAAUAGGUCUGUUCCCAAUAUUCAGGGCACAACCUCUUUGCUUCCAAAACCACCCCCACCCCCCCCUCACCAAGACCCUGGUAGACACUGUCUCCCAAGAAAAGUUAUUUCUUGUGCAUUUGGGGAUGAAUCUGGGAGUGUGUGGGAAGGGGAUGACUUCCUAAGCCAGAUAGCUGGUGUGAUUGCUAUCCGAGAGCCCCCAUCCCUCCCUCUGUCCAGAGUGAUCCUAGGUUAGGGGUCAGGUUCUCCCAGUGUUUGGUUCAUCCUUGGGCCCCCCCCCCCCCCCCCCUUCACAGGAGCUCCCCUGCACAUUGUCAUUAUUCCUGCUCCUGGAAUGAGCUGCUCACCAGAGACGGCCCCCAUCUCCCAGGGGGGUCACCCUGGAUUGCCCACAUCUCCCAGGGGAUUACGAGGAACACCCUCAGGCACAGCCUCAGCCUAUCCGCACCUUCCUGUACCUCGGCUUCCCAUUGGUCGAGAGUUUCCGGGUGAGGUAGUCCUGGCUGCAGGGUGAAGGGAGGGAGAUCACAGGGGAAUCCAGUGGCUUCCCUCUCCUCCCCUUUUAACACAACUGCACUGGCCCUCCUGAGCCUAGAUUGGUUGAGAAUUUUGGUAGGUUGCAUCAGGAUGUUUCAUUCCCAAUCCAGAAUCAAUCUCAAACAAGAGACUGUGUGAGGUCUUUCCAAAUUCAUUGCUUUCAGUUAUAGAGUCAUAGAGCAAUAUAGCAUGGUCCAUGGUGCCCACUUGGCUCAUUUCCAACUGCCCAACUGGGUCCAUAUCCCUCUAACCCCUUCCCAUCCAUGUCCCUAUCCAAAUGACUCUUAAAUGUUGUUGUUGUAGUACCAGCCUCAACCACGUUCCAUACACACACCACUCUCUGUGUGAAGAGUUAUCCCUCAGGUCCUUCUUAAAUCGUUCCCCCUCUCACCUUAAGCCUGUGCGUUCUAGUUUUCAAUUCCCCAUCCUUGGGAAAAAGAUUCUCUGCAUUAAUCCUAUCCAAGCCCUCAUGAUUUUAUACGCCUCAGUGAGGUCAUCCCUCGGCCUCUGACAUUCCAAGGAAUAAAGUCCGAUACGUUCAGUGGCUUUGUUUUGUCCCUGGAGGGCGGGGUGGGCUAGGGGAUUGUGCUGGGGCAGAAUGGCCUUGCCUGUGGGUGGAGAGGGUUGAUGGGCAAGCAGCUGCCUCGUGUCCCCUCUGUGAAAUCCCAGCAGGAUCCCACUGGACCUUCAGGCAUUUGUCAGUGGCUCAAACCAUCUGGACCUUGAGUUGCCGUUUGCCGGGGAUUGAAGGUGGGUAUGGGGGGGGGGGGGAGUUGUCUGAAUGGGAUGGGGGCCAGCCUAGCUCAAAGAGGAGGGAAAAUGGGAGUUGAUGUGUAAAACCUAUACUACCUAUUGGCGGUCGGGAUUCUGAGUCAGUACCACUCAGGCCCCCACACAGUGGGUGGGGAUGUGAGUGUGAGGAGACCCCCUGGGGAGGGUGUGUGUUGGGAAUGGGCUCUGUCCUCUGACCAGAAUGAUCCUGAUGGUGAGACACACUGUGCUGGUUACUGAAGGGGAACCAGCUCCUAAUCCCCCUCUUCCUGCCAUAAACUGUUCAAAACCACUUUCACUCCCACCGGUCUGGGUUUAAUAGCCCCCGUCCCCUCUUGCACCCCCUAAAAUCCACUCUCUUCCCCCCCCGCCCACAAUGAUGAACGGAAAGGGAUGAACUCGGUUGCACGGUCUGGUUAAUGGGGGUGAAGAUGGCCCAGGAGCUGUCCCACAGUGAGCUCCCUCUCCAACAGACAUUAUACCGACUCCUUCCGAAUGCUGAGACUCCCUCGGGAUCUGCUGGAUCUCCACAUUCUGGCAUUUCCUCUCUUUCCGAUUUCCCUUUCCAUCCAGGAGAUUCCACAUUCCUCUUCACCUCCCCCUCAGCCCUUUCCCUACACCCCUCCCCAUUCAAAACCAUACCUGGAUGGAAAGUAGGGUGGGGGGGGCGGUGCUUGGUGUCUUUCUUUAAAAAAAAGCAAUCUCUUGUUUCUUUUGACUGUUUGUUUGUUUAUUUUGGUUUGUAAAGAUGUUCAUGUAAUUAGCGCUUGAUGUGAAGGCAUGGAGUUGGCUACGGGGGGGGGUGGAGUUUGAGACUGUGGCCUUUGUGAUUGGGAAGGAGGGGGACAAUGGGGAUCUAGCCAAUGGCAGGAGGAUGGAGAGCGGGUGGUUAGAUGUCCAUGUGAUAACCAUCAACCACCGUCUCCCCCUGCGGAACGUCAAACCAGAGCUGAGCGCAACUGGGAGGUGCCAUAGUUCCCCAAUCCUGAGACCCCCCCACCGCGACCCACCAUGCUGCUGAGCAAGUUCAUUAAUUCUAACAGAUACCUCUCAGGUGACUUAGGCCGAAAUCACAGUCCCGCAACCAAACUCCAGCAAGCCCCUGAAAUCCAAUCCACCUCGCUCCAGCUACACCCCACCCCGACUCGCUCCAGUCACCCGUGUCUCCUCUUUCAGCUCCUAUACACCAGCUUGCUCUUACAGCUCAUGUGGUUGGAUGACCCACUCACUCGCAGCAGGCAUUAUACAGAAACAACGUUUCCCGUCCAAAGCUCAGCUUCCGAUCCCUGCCCCAUCAUUCACCUUGUGCUCUCGCUGACAGAGAUGAUAAUGAAGCCUCAGGUUCAUAGAUUCCCCCCUGCAGCGUAACGUUUACCCCAGCCCCCCCCCCUUAACCUGCUACAUUGUCCUGAUAAAUUAGGUGCUUUUUUUAAAAAAAGGAAAAAGUCUUCAUAAUUAAAAAGAAAGGAUGUAACAAACUCAAUCUGCUCUUUUGUAAAUCUAUAAUGUGUGAUCUUUUGAAAUAUGCUUUUUUUUGCUGGAAUGUUUAAUUGCUCUGAUGUUGCAUUGUUUGUUUUAAUUUUUUGAGCUAAUAAAGGCUUUAU
Molecule: messenger RNA, 4311 nt
Organism: Hemiscyllium ocellatum (epaulette shark)
Lineage: Eukaryota; Metazoa; Chordata; Chondrichthyes; Orectolobiformes; Hemiscylliidae
Product: rho-related GTP-binding protein RhoG-like
Exons: 2
Coding region: 475-1050 (191 amino acids)
Biological process (GO): cortical cytoskeleton organization; regulation of cell shape; small GTPase-mediated signal transduction
Cellular component (GO): cytoplasmic vesicle; cytoskeleton; cell projection
Molecular function (GO): GTPase activity; protein kinase binding; GTP binding
Source: RefSeq, a predicted model, not a curated record